ACACAACCCAGCACUGAGGCAGAUAUUAGGGUUUAUUUUUGAAUGGAAUACUAUAGCAACAAACACUAAUGCACCUCAACAGGUCUUAUUAUUAUUAUUAUUAUUAUUAUUAUUAUUGAAUCCCCAGACCCUCGGCUCUGUGGUGCUGGGUGGUCCAGUGAGGCUGCUGAUCUGCUCCAGGCUGUGAAGCUGAUAGGCUGAUUAAGCUCGCGGCUGAAGUGCUCGUGCCCGCGCCAAGCGUCCCUCCCUCGCGCUGCUUCACUCUCCGAGGUGCAGCCGCGCGAGCUGCUCACUUUUAGUGUCACACCGAAAGCAGGAGGCGGGAGCUGCAGCACGGCGGGAGUCAGACGGAGUUUCUGCUGGGCUGAGAAUAUUCCUGCCGCCCGAGGAGCGCGAGAUGGAGCCGAGGACGCCGCGCGCAGCGUGAUGCUGAGACCCCUGCAGGAUGCUGGAGCUGAGCGUGUGUUCAGGCAGCUCUCGGACCCUCUCUGAGCGCGAUGCCCGGAUGGUGCCAGGCAGCGGCUCGGGCAACAGCAGCCCUGUGCCGGGCUUUCUGCUGCAGGACCCUGAUGGCUGGUGCAAACACCGGGGGGCACUGCUGGACAGCUCGCUGCUGGAUCCUCAUGGUUCGCUGGGCGCUCCACUCAUGCACACCUCCACCCCCAGCUUACACACGCUCUGCGUGCCCUGUGCCCCCACCUCAUUGGACCUGGGGGAGGCGGAGCUGCCCGUUAGCCCGAACGUCAUUAAACGCCGCAGAGGCGGACUCAUCGAGCAGCGGGACAUCAUUAAAGCCCACCAGGCCCACAAAAUCCACAGCACCCCACAGGCCCGACGCAAAGAGUGGGAGAUGGCACGGUUCGGGGACGAUGUUCCGGGGCUGCUGGUUGCCGUGGACACGGGGUCCGAGCGCAGCCGCACCCGCGAAGCCCCUGCCGUCUCCACCGGAGGGGUUUCGCCCGUCUUCAAACAGACGAAAGCGCAGAGAGCGCGCACCAUGGCCCUGUAUAACCCCAUCCCCGUCCGGCAGAACUGCUUUACCGUCAACAGGUCACUCUUCAUCUUCAGCGAGGAUAAUGUGGUCAGGAAGUACGCCAAGAAGAUCAUAGAGUGGCCUCCGUUUGAGUAUAUGAUUCUGGCCACCAUCAUCGCUAACUGCAUCGUUCUGGCACUCGAGCAGCACCUGCCUGGAGAGGAUAAAACACCAAUGUCCAAAAAACUGGAGAAAACUGAGCCGUACUUCAUUGGGAUGUUUUGUUUUGAAGCUGGAAUAAAGAUCGUGGCCCUGGGAUUCGUGUUCCAUAAAGGAUCCUACCUGAGGAACGGCUGGAACGUGAUGGACUUCAUCGUGGUGCUGAGCGGGAUUCUAGCUACUGCAGGAACUCAUAUGAACAUCCCAGUGGACCUUCGGACGCUGAGGGCCGUGCGUGUGCUGAGACCGCUGAAGCUGGUGUCCGGAAUCCCCAGUCUGCAGAUAGUAUUGAAGUCCAUCAUGAAGGCCAUGGUGCCUCUGCUGCAGAUUGGCCUGUUGCUGUUCUUUGCCAUCCUCAUGUUCGCCAUCAUCGGCCUGGAGUUCUACAGUGGCCGUCUGCACAGAACCUGCUUACCAGAACCAGACAUACGAGAGAAUGAGACGGUUGCUGUGUGGGAGGCGGAGUUUCCCUGUGGUUUCAGACAAUGUCCACAUAAGUACAACUGCACUGGCGACUGGGAAGGCCCCAAUGAUGGAAUCACACAGUUCGACAACAUUCUCUUCGCCGUGUUGACCGUCUUUCAGUGCAUCACCAUGGAGGGCUGGACCACUGUGCUUUAUAAUGCCAAUGAUGCCUUGGGUCCCUCAUGGAACUGGCUGUACUUCAUUCCACUCAUUAUAAUCGGAUCCUUCUUUGUGCUGAACCUGGUAUUGGGAGUCUUGUCUGGGGAGUUUGCAAAGGAGAGAGAACGUGUGGAAAAUCGACGGGCGUUCAUGAAGCUGCGGCGGCAGCAGCAGAUCGAGCGCGAGCUGAACGGGUAUAGAGCCUGGAUCGACAGGGCAGAGGAGGUGAUGCUGGCAGAGGAGAAUAAAAACUCUGGCCCGUCUGCCCUGGAUGUGCUGAAGAGAGCCACCACCAUAAAAAGGCGAGGCGUGGACACUAUCAGACGUGGUCCAGAGGAGCAGUACGGAGACAUCGCUUCUGUUGGAAUGCCUCUGAACAGGGUGAGUAUCCGCAGCGCAAAGCGAGGGCCCACGGCGUAUUUCCGGAGGAAAGAGAGAAUGCUGCGCAUCUCCAUCCGCCGCAUGGUGAAAACGCACACCUUCUACUGGACAGUGUUGGGUCUGGUGGCCCUCAACACCCUCUGUGUGGCUAUCGUCCAUCACAAACAGCCACUGCUGCUGUCCAUCUUCCUCUAUUACGCCGAGUUCCUGUUUCUGGGUCUGUUUCUGACUGAGAUGUUUCUGAAGAUGUAUGGCCUCGGCCCGCGACUCUACUUCCAUUCCUCUUUUAACUGCUUCGACUGUGGGGUGAUUGUGGGAAGUAUCUUUGAGGUGAUCUGGGGUUUCUUCAGGCCAGGCAUGUCGUUCGGCAUCAGUGUCCUGCGCGCCCUCCGACUGCUCCGAAUCUUUAAAAUUACCAAGUACUGGGCAUCGUUGAGGAACCUUGUGGUGUCUCUGAUGAACUCCAUGAAGUCCAUCAUCAGCCUGCUCUUCCUCCUCUUCCUCUUCAUCGUGGUCUUUGCCCUGCUGGGCAUGCAGCUGUUCGGGGGCCGGUUCACCUUCGAGGAUUAUACUCCCACCAACUUUGAUACAUUUCCAGCUGCCAUCAUGACAGUGUUUCAGAUCCUGACCGGUGAAGACUGGAAUGAGGUGAUGUACAAUGGAAUUCGCUCUCAGGGUGGAGUCAAGUCAGGAAUGUGGUCCUCCAUUUACUUCAUUGUCCUCACGCUGUUCGGAAACUACACACUUCUCAAUGUCUUCUUGGCUAUCGCUGUUGACAAUUUAGCCAACGCCCAAGAGCUCACAAAGGAUGAGGAGGAGGAGGAAGAAGCUUUUAACCAGAAGCAUGCCCUGCAGAAGGCGAAGGAGGUCGGGCACAUGUCCUCCUUCAUGUCCUCAGAGAGGAGGAGGAGGCCCUACUUGUACAGGAAGCGAGCGAUCCACCGCAGCCGAGCGGCCUACUCUCUGGAAGAGUCAGACCCUCCUCCACUCAAUGCCUCUAACUCUUUCAUGUCCAGGAGAGAGAGGAGGCGCCGGAUGACGAUGUCCGUGUGGGAGCAGAGGACCAGCCAGCUCCGCCGCCACCGGCAGAUGUCCAGCCGGGAGAUCCUGUACAGCAGCACCAAUGAGGAGCGGGAAGGCCAGGGCGUGUUGCAGCAGCACCGGCCUGCCGCCUCGCCCUCGCACAGUGUCCGCCGAUCUGCAGAGACAUCCAGACAGACAUCACUCAACCUUAGACGUCCCGCAGAAACGGAGACUCAGACAUCCCUCAGCGUCAGAAGACCCUCAGAUACCCCUCUGGAGCCAGUCGGGCCACUGGACCUGUCCCUAGGUGAGGAGGAUAUCUCCGUGCCCCUACCGGAACCACCUAUGGCCCUGGACAUUCCUCUCCCAGAGCUGCAGCUGCCCGAGUCAGCAGCCUCCUCUUGUGGUUCUCAGGCAGUCAGCCAUCUGAGGUUAAACGGAGAGAGGAGGCAGCGAGCGAUCCGUAAGCACAGACCGACAGAUUCUGGCUCAAAGCUCCGGAAACCACGGCAAUCCAGGGACACGGAAGGGGACCACAGUCGCUCAAGCAGCCAGGAGAGGAGGAACGAGGGAGAAGAAGAGGAGGAGAAGAAAAGCAACAACGAUGGACGAAUCAGUCCAGAUGGCAUCAUGGCUGAGAAGAGAGAGCCUGGAGAUUCAGAGCCAGCCACACUGCAGGUCACUGACAGCACCACGCUGGAGCACACAGCAGCCCCCAGGGGCACUACUGAGGGUGAGAACAACAACACCCCUGCCUCUCUGGGUCAGGAUAAGGCGAGUGUGAUGAUAGAGGUGACUGACCCUCAGCAGGGCCUGGAGCUGUCCGUUACAGCUAACAGCAAAGACCUGGAGGCCUCGAAGUCGGAGAAGGAAGAUGAGGAAGUGCCAAACUCUUCAAAAGCUCCUCCCCAAAACAGCAUGUUCAUCUUCAAACCCCACAAUCCUAUCCGCAGGGCCUGUCACUACGUUGUUAAUCUCCGUUACUUUGAGAUGUGUAUCCUGUUGGUCAUUGCUGCCAGCAGCAUUGCUUUAGCUGCUGAAGAUCCAGUGGCCACAAACUCCGACUGGAACAAAGUGCUUCGUUACUUUGAUUAUGUAUUCACUGGAGUCUUCACCUUUGAAAUGAUAAUCAAGAUGAUCGAGCAGGGUCUGAUCCUGCAUGAUGGCUCGUAUUUCCGGGACCUGUGGAAUAUUCUGGAUUUCAUCGUGGUGAUCGGAGCGCUGGUGGCUUUCGCUCUCACGAAUGUUCUGGGGAACAAUAAAGGGAGAGAUAUUAAAACCAUUAAAUCUCUCAGAGUGCUGCGGGUUCUCCGGCCCCUGAAGACCAUUAAGAGGCUGCCCAAGCUGAAGGCAGUGUUUGAUUGUGUUGUGACGUCUCUGAAGAACGUCUUUAACAUCCUCAUCGUCUACAAGCUCUUCAUGUUCAUCUUUGCGGUCAUUGCUGUCCAGCUUUUUAAAGGGAAGUUUUUCUACUGCACUGAUGGAUCCAAAGAUACAGAAAAAGAUUGCCAGGGCUACUACAUCGACUACGAUAAAGAUAAGAAGGAGGUGAAGAAGAGAGAGUGGAAGAGACACGAGUUUCACUAUGAUAACGUGGUCUGGGCUCUGCUGACCCUCUUCACCGUCUCCACUGGAGAAGGAUGGCCCCAAGUCCUGCAGCACUCGGUGGACGUGACAGAUGAAGACCAGGGUCCGAGCCGAGGGAACCGGAUGGAAAUGUCCAUUUUUUACGUCAUUUACUUUGUGGUUUUCCCCUUUUUCUUUGUGAAUAUAUUUGUAGCCCUCAUCAUCAUCACGUUCCAGGAACAGGGUGAUAAGAUGAUGGAGGAGUGCAGCCUGGAGAAGAACGAGAGAGCUUGCAUUGACUUUGCUAUCAGUGCCAAACCCCUGACCCGCUACAUGCCCCAGAACCGCCACACCCUCCAGUACCGGCUGUGGCACUUUGUGGUUUCGCCUUCGUUUGAGUACACCGUGCUGACCAUGAUAGCCCUCAACACCAUCGUCCUCAUGAUGAAGUACCACCAGGCUCCUGAGCUUUAUGAUACGGUGCUGAAACACCUGAACACGGCGUUUACAGUCCUGUUCUCUGUGGAGUGUGUUCUCAAGAUUUUGGCGUUUGGUUUUAUGAAUUACUUCAGGGACACGUGGAAUAUUUUUGACUUCAUCACAGUCCUGGGGAGCAUCACUGAAAUCGUGGUGGAGCUGCAGUCUGCAUCUUUUAACAUGAGCUUCCUGAAGCUGUUCCGAGCUGCUCGGCUGAUAAAGCUGCUGAGGCAGGGUUACACCAUCCGGAUCUUACUCUGGACCUUCGUCCAGUCCUUCAAGGCUCUCCCGUACGUGUGUCUGCUCAUUGCCAUGCUGUUCUUCAUCUACGCUAUUAUUGGGAUGCAGGUCUUCGGGAAUAUAAAGCUAAAUGAAGAAACUCACAUUAAUCAACACAACAACUUCAAGACCUUCUUUGGAGCCCUGAUGUUACUGUUCAGGAGUGCGACGGGUGAGUCGUGGCAGGAGAUCAUGCUGUCAUGUUUAGGGGGGAAGAAGUGCGAGGCUGACCCCUCUCUGACCCCCACAGCCGAGCCUGAGGGGGGCUGUGGCACUGAAUUUGCCUAUUUCUAUUUCGUCUCCUUCAUCUUCUUCAGCUCUUUCCUGAUGCUGAAUCUGUUUGUUGCUGUUAUAAUGGAUAAUUUUGAGUACCUGACACGUGACUCCUCCAUUCUGGGUCCCCAUCACCUGGAUGAAUUUGUCCGGAUGUGGGGGCAGUAUGAUCGAGCUGCCUGUGGCCGUAUUCACUACACUGAUAUGUACGAGAUGCUGACCUACAUGUCUCCGCCGCUUGGCCUGGGCAAGAAAUGCCCCUCCAAAGUGGCUUAUAAGAGGCUGAUUCUGAUGAACAUGCCAGUGGAUGAAGAGAUGACGGUGCACUUCACCUCCACCCUCAUGGCCCUGAUUCGCACGGCGCUGGAGAUCAAAAUCGCUCGAGGCGGUGAGGACAGGGGUCAGAUGGACAUUGAACUUCAGAAGGAAAUCAGCAUCAUCUGGCCUCACCUGUCCCAAAAAUCACUGGACCUGCUUGUGCCCAUUCACAAAGCCAGUGAUAUGACUAUAGGGAAAAUCUAUGCAGCCAUGAUGAUCAUGGACUACUACAAACAGAGCAAAGCCAAGAAGCUCCGGCAGCAGCUGGAAGAGCAGAAACACGCGCCGAUGUUCCAGAGGAUGGAUGCUUCCUCGCUGCCGCAGGAGAUCCUCUCCAGUGCUAAGGCUCUGCCGUUCCUCGCACACAGCGCAGGAUCUGCACUGACGAGAGGAGGUUUUGUAGCUCUGAGUCCCAUCUCCCCUCAGGAGCUCUUCAUGCAGCCCCCGAGUCCGGAGCUCGAGGAGGAAAACUACCGUCUUCAGUACCACCCACAGCAAGACACGGUGCCAGAGCACAGAGACUUUAGCCGCAUGCUGCAGGUGCCAGAGAGAGCCGUGUCUAUCCGAGCCUCCUCCAUGCCUCGGCUGGCUGUAGAGCCACAGGCGAGCUCAGAGAGCAAGCUUAUGAAGCGUUCUUUCUCCACCAUUGGCGAUCAGUGUGUGAACGGCGUUUGGCAGGAGGAGUUUUCCCUGGAGAGGGUCAGUCCUGACCGGCUGGAGAGACCCAGACAAAGAAGCUUCAGAGGUGUCAGGUCUAACCUGAGGGAGGCAGCAGGGAGAGAGAGGGGGCGAUCGAAGGAGAGGAAGCGGCUGCUCUCUCCAGAUCCGUCUCGCUGUAACUCGGAGGACCGGAGCCAAACACGAGACACACACACACGCUCACCCAGCCAGGGGAGAACACACACACCACACACACAGGGUGAAUCUUCAGCCAGCCCGCUGCACUCAGACACUGGGACCCCUAGGGGGCGGCGUCAGCUCCCUCAAACGCCUUCUCGGCCCCGCCCACACAUCUCCUAUUCGCCGUUAGUGUGCCGCGCCCAUCCGUCUACAGAGGACGGACAAUCACGGACCCAACCCUCAGGAGAAGGGGAGGAGCCUCGGUGGGCAGAGGAUCCUCUGCCCCGUGGGGCAGGGCCAGGGGCUAUAAGCCACGCCUCCCCUCAGCGCUACAUCUCAGAGCCGUACCUGCCGCUGCAUGAGGACUUUAACAGCCCGGACUCCAGCUGCCCUGAGGAGACACUCACCUUUGAGGUUGCCAUAGCAACCAGCCUGGGCCGCAGCAACGCCAUAAGCUCCGCCCCCCAGCUGCGGCACACCUGGCAGGUGCCCAAUGGCCAUUUCCGCAAGCGUCUGGCGCAGGCGACGGGGGGCACGUCGGGGUGCGAGCUGCUGAGCGACACCGACGAGGACGACCGCUGCUAGAGACGGAAAAAAUCUAAAAUAGACACUGAGCUGAACGAGCUGGGGUCUGGACUCAAGACUGGACUUCAACUCUGACCCCCGGCCUGACUGACCAUGUGUUCAGUGUGUCUGUAUAUGUGAAUGACAGGAGAAACCAGACGUUUCUCCCCUGCGCUGUCCGGCCAGAAACUAAGCAGCAGAGAUCAUAGUGGCACUCCCAGCUUUGUUUCAGAGCUUUUCCUCACAGUUAGCAGGGCUGUGUCCCGGUGGGCACUGCUGACCACUUGAAAAGUGCUUAAACAAGCUUAGCCAACUAUAUAAAAAUGUCCAGUGUUCUAAGUUCUAACCCAUUCAUGUCCAGCUACUAAAUUUAAUAUGUUAAGGAAAGAAGAAUUCACCCCGUGUUCAAUGUGAUGCCCGCACUACCAUUUGAGAACCAACUUUGUCCUAAGUUGCUUUCAGGGAACCCACUCUUAACUGACGAUGACAUGAUUAACUAGCUAGGUGCCCCUCUAUCACACAGUGUUUAUGAGCUGGGAGAGUGAAGGCUAGCACACGCUUCCUCUGAGACGAGUGGAGCUCCAUCACAACUUUUUAAAGUGCUGCUAAUGCAGCAUCAGCAGACACCUCAACACGCUUGGAGGAGAACACUAACAGACACCCACAUUGACUAGCAUAGCACUGAGUGAUGGGGGAGCAAGGACUCAGAGGAACAGAUGGCUGUGGCAACUUUGGGGAUCAAACUCACAACCUCCUGACAAUAACGCCAGUGCGUUAUUAACGCCAGUGCUUACCAUACAUUCACAUUAGCAGACGACUGAGCAACAGGCAACCAGUCAUUUCCAAUGGAAAUAGCAACAAGUUGCAAGCGAGUCAGCAUCAGAGCAACUUUAGCUUUAAAAUUUAUUUCAGUUUUUGCAAUGGUGAAAUUAUUUUCAUACUUUUAUUCAAAUUUAGAUUGUCUGUUGUUCAAUUCAGUAGUCUUGAACCACUUCAUUUAUAUUUAUAUUUAAUUUUUGAAGCCUUGUGAUUUGAGAAUUUUAAUGGAAUUUUAGUUCAGGCACCCUCAGAGGACAUAGACCAAUCAGGCAUAACAUUAUGAGCACCUCCUCGUUUCUACACUCAUUGUCCACUUU
This is a messenger RNA of Pygocentrus nattereri (red-bellied piranha), 8673 nucleotides long. RefSeq names its product voltage-dependent R-type calcium channel subunit alpha-1E (gene cacna1ea). The transcript is spliced from 49 exons. Bases 446 to 7558 code for a protein of 2370 amino acids. The record is from RefSeq and is a predicted model, not a curated record. Gene Ontology annotation, molecular function: high voltage-gated calcium channel activity. Lineage: Eukaryota; Metazoa; Chordata; Actinopteri; Characiformes; Serrasalmidae. Gene Ontology annotation, cellular component: membrane; neuronal cell body; voltage-gated calcium channel complex. Gene Ontology annotation, biological process: calcium ion import across plasma membrane; chemical synaptic transmission.